UCGAGCAGUUUCAUUUGAACCGUUGCGGAGUGCGGACGUGUGUGAACACGUCGUCUGUGUCGAACGCCCUCCACCCCCCAGAAGAAAAAAGAAAAACACAGCAGCAGCACGACGGAGUGCUCCGAGAGAGGGAAAAAGGUUUAGCUCAACAGUGAGUGGAAAACAGAUACACACAAUUUUCUUUCGUGCCGUUUUUUGUUGUUGUUGGGGGGGUUUGAAAGUCCGGUAAAAGUGUGUGCGUGUUUCGCGAUCUGUAUUUAUCGAUGGUAUGGGCGCCGUGUAGCUGAGCGUACCCGGAGAACCCGGUGUGCGCCCAUCGCGUUUAGGGCCCCGGCGCCAUGUUCAGCCGACGCAGAAACGAUCACAGGAUUCAACCAGUAAGGUGUUGCUAGCGAAACCUGGAAGGCUAAGAAGCAGGAAGAAGCAGGAGCAAGAAGUGUAAAGGGGGGAAAGCAGGCUGGGUGAGAGCCUCCCUGUGCCGGAAGGUCGACAAAACAAGGACUCUCCGCUGGGGGGAGAGGGAGUGUGGGUAGGCAGAGGCUCCUGCCAUCCUACUCCCGAGCUGGUGGCACCAUCCCGUUUGGUGUCAUCUUCGCGCGUGUGUGUGUGUGAAGCUCAAGCUCUAGUGUGCCUGAUGUCCUGAGCUCAACUUCAUCGGCAAACUUCCGUGGACUGUUGGAAGUAGCGGCAGCAAAGUAUCCUCCACGUGUCAACCGUACGCGAAUCCGCGUCCAAAACGGCGAACAAUCAUCACGUUCCGAAAAAAAUAACAAAACUGGAAAGUAAUUUCCCAUAAAGAGAAUAUUUCCCCGAAGGCCAUCUCCAGGACCAAUCCCCAUCGGCGUUGGAACCAACAGAAUGAUGGGGAGCCCGCGAAGGAUAACGGGCGCCACCAUCCUGUUCGCCAUUGUGCUCUGUAGUUUCAUCGGUAGCGCUUUCGGUUUCCUGUCGUGCUCGCCAUCACCGUGCAAACAUGGCGGCACGUGCGUUAGCCGUCCGAAUGGUGCAUCCUACUGCAACUGUACGUCACGAUAUACUGGAGAUUUCUGCGACUUUCCAAAUCCGUGCCACACGGCGGCCGGUCCCCGCUGCCAGAAUGGCGGCAUCUGCGAGACGACCUUCCGCGACGGUAUACCAUCGUUUUCGUGCCGGUGCCCGAUCGGUUAUACCGCGAGCCUGUGCGAGAUACCGGUGAAGAAUGCGUGCGAUUCGUCACCGUGCAACAACGGUGGCAACUGCAAGCUAAAGACACUGGACGAUUACACCUGCAUCUGUGCGACCGGCUAUUCAGGCAAACACUGUGACAAGCAGAAUCUGUGCGCUUCCUCACCGUGUCGGAACGGUGGCACCUGUACGCUAUCGCCGAACGGGCAUGUGAAGUGCAUCUGUCCGAAAGGCUUCCGUGGCAUGUACUGUGCGGACGACAUUGACGAGUGUCUGAAGAAUCCGUGCGAAAACAAUGGCAAGUGCGUCAACACGCACGGUUCUUAUCAAUGCAUGUGCGAACCGGGCUACACCGGGAAGAACUGCGAGUCCGGCUACAUCCCGUGCUCACCGUCACCCUGCCAGAACGGUGGCACCUGCAAGCAAUCGACCAAGUACUCCUACGAAUGCAAAUGUCCUCCGGGCUUUCAAGGGAAGAACUGUGAGGAGAACACGGACGACUGCCCGGGUAAUCUGUGCCAGAACGGUGGCACUUGCGUGGACGGCAUCAACGCCUACCACUGCAGUUGUCCGUCCAGCUUUACCGGCGAGUUCUGCGAGAACGAUGUGGACGAGUGUGCGCUGCGGCCAUCGAUCUGCCAGAAUGGGGCGACCUGCACGAACACGCACGGCAGCUACAACUGCAUCUGCGUGAACGGUUGGAAUGGGCCGGACUGUAGCAACAACAUUGACGAUUGCGUGGAUGCGGCCUGCUUCAACGGUGCCACCUGUAUCGACGGUGUCGGCAGCUUCUACUGUCGCUGUACGCCGGGCAAGACCGGGCUGCUGUGCCAUCUGGAUGACGCCUGCACAUCGAACCCGUGCCAUGCGGACGCAAUCUGUGACACCAGCCCAAUCAACGGAUCGUUCACGUGCUCGUGUGCGGUCGGCUACAAGGGUACCGACUGCUCGGAGGAUAUUGACGAAUGUGUUCAGGGUUCACCCUGUGAGCAUAAUGGUAUCUGCGUGAACACGCCCGGUUCGUUCGCCUGCAACUGCUCGCAAGGAUUCACCGGACCACGGUGCGAGACGAACGUCAACGAGUGCGAAUCGCAUCCGUGCCAGAAUCAGGGCAGCUGUCUGGACGACCCUGGUACCUUCCGUUGCGUGUGCAUGCCAGGUUAUACCGGUACGCAGUGCGAGAUCGACAUCGACGAGUGUGCGACGAACCCGUGUCUGAAUGGUGGCAUCUGCCGUGAUAUGGUCAACUCGUUCAAAUGUACGUGCGCGAUCGGUUUCUCCGGGUUGCGGUGUCAGAUCAACAUCGACGACUGUAUGUCACAACCGUGCCGGAACGGUGGCAUCUGUCACGAUUCGAUCGCCGGCUACUCGUGCGAAUGCCAGCCCGGCUACACGGGACUCUCGUGCGAAACGAACAUUAACGAUUGUCAGUCGAAUCCGUGCCAUCGAGGCGCCUGCAUCGACGGGGACAACUCCUUCACCUGCCUGUGCAAUCCGGGCUACACCGGAUAUCUGUGCCAGAUACAGAUCAACGAGUGCGAAUCGAACCCGUGCCUGUUCGGUGGUCACUGUGAGGAUCUGGUCGGUGGGUACAUGUGCCGCUGCCAGCCAGGAACGUCCGGACCGAACUGCGAGGUGAACGUGAACGAAUGCCACAGCAACCCUUGCCGGAAUGGGGCGAAAUGUAUCGAUGGAAUCAAUCGCUACACGUGUCAGUGCGUGCCGGGAUAUACUGGGUUCCACUGCGAGACGAACAUCAACGAGUGUGCGUCGGACCCGUGCGCUAACGGAGGCGUUUGCAUGGAUCUGGUGAACGGAUUCCGGUGCGAAUGUCCGCGCGGAUACUUCGAUGCACGGUGCCUGAGCGAUGUGGACGAGUGUGCGUCGAAUCCGUGCAUCAAUGGUGGUCGGUGCGAGGACGGUGUGAACCAGUUCAUCUGCCACUGUCCACCAGGAUACGGUGGACGGCGUUGCGAGAUCGAUAUCGACGAGUGUGGUUCGAAUCCGUGCCAGCAUGGUGGUAUCUGUCGGGAUGGGCUGAACGCUUACACCUGCCAGUGCAUGCCGGGCUAUACGGGACGCAACUGUGAGAUCAACAUCGACGACUGCGUGAAUAAUCCGUGCAGGAACGGUGGCUCUUGCAUCGAUCUGGUAAACGGCUACAAGUGCGUGUGCCGUGGUCCAUUUACCGGGCGUGACUGCGAAUCGAAGAUGGACCCGUGUCUGCCGAAUCGUUGCCGGAACGGUGCCAAGUGCUCACCGAGCCCGAACUAUCUUGACUUUGCCUGCUCCUGUACGCUCGGCUACACCGGCCGGUUGUGCGAUGAGGACAUCAACGAGUGUGCACUGUCAUCACCGUGUCGGCAUGGAGCGACCUGUCGCAAUACGAACGGCUCAUACCACUGUAUCUGCGCGAAGGGCUACGAAGGCCGGGACUGCACGAUCAACACGGACGACUGUGCGUCGUUCCCGUGCCAGAACGGUGGUACCUGUCUGGAUGGGAUCGGUGACUACACGUGCCUGUGCGUGGACGGGUUCGAGGGCAAACACUGCGAGGUCGACAUCAACGAGUGUCUGUCGAUGCCGUGCCAGAACGGUGCGACCUGCAAUCAGUACGUGAACUCGUACACUUGCACCUGUCCGCUCGGAUUUAGCGGCAUGAACUGUCAAACGAACGACGAAGACUGCACGGAAAGCUCGUGCAUGAACGGUGGCACCUGCAUCGACGGUAUCAACAGCUACAACUGCUCGUGCGAAACGGGCUACACGGGAUCGAACUGCCAGUAUCGCAUCAACAAAUGUGAUUCGCAACCGUGCCGGAAUGGUGCGACGUGUCACGAUUACGAGAACGACUACACGUGCCACUGUUCGUAUGGGUACACGGGGAAGCAGUGCAUGGAUUACGUGGACUGGUGUACCCAGAAUCCGUGCGAAAAUGGCGCUACCUGUACGCAGCAGGACAACACGUACCAUUGUGCGUGCGCUGCCGGAUGGACUGGGAAGCUGUGCGAUGUGGAGAUGGUGUCGUGUAAGGAUGCGGCCGCUAGGAAGGGCGUCGACGCGAAACAUCUCUGUCACAAUGGAACCUGUGAGGAUUUCGGCAAUUCGCAUCGGUGUCGGUGUGCGAGAGGGUACACAGGAUCUUACUGUCACCACGAGAUCAACGAGUGCGAGUCACAACCGUGUCGGAAUGGUGGCACAUGCAAGAAUCUGAUCGGCUCGUAUCGGUGCCAGUGUCGGGCCGGAUUCCAGGGUCAAAACUGUGAGCUGAACAUCGACGAAUGCAAACCGAACCCUUGCCGUAAUGGUGGCAUCUGUCACGAUUUGGUCAACGGGUACAAGUGUUCCUGUCCACCCGGAACGAUCGGAGUGCUGUGCGAGAUCAACACGGACGACUGUACGCCCGGUGCGUGCCAUAAUAAUGGCAGCUGCGUGGAUAAGGUCGGUGGCUUUGAGUGUCGCUGUCCGCCAGGUUUUGUCGGUGCAAGAUGCGAAGGUGACAUCAACGAGUGCCUUUCGAACCCGUGCUCCAAUCCGGGCACGCUCGACUGCGUGCAGCUGGUGAACGAUUAUCACUGCAACUGUAAGCCAGGCCAUAUGGGCCGCCACUGCGAGGUGAAGGUAGAUUUCUGUGCCAACAGUCCGUGCCUGAACGGAGGACAGUGUUCGACGCGUCAGUCCGGCCAUCAUUGCGUGUGUGCGGAUGGGUACUACGGUAAGAACUGCGAGUUCAGCGGACACGAUUGCGAUUCGAACCCGUGCGUGAAUGGGCUGUGCCAGAUUGCGGACGACGGUGGGUACAGGUGCGACUGUCCGCUCGGUACCAGCGGCGUUAACUGCGAGCUCGACAUCCUGGACGAAUGUGCAUCGGUACCGUGUGAAAAGGGUGCACCGUGUCAGAACAAGCUCGGUGACUUCGAGUGUCUCUGCCCACCGAAGUGGAGCGGCAAGACGUGCAACACGUACGAUCCUCACUAUCACGGCUGGUACGAUACGACGCAGCAGCAGCAACGUCCGCACAAGCACGGUGGAGCAGCACUGCCGAACAUUUACGCGAUCGAUCUGGAGUACCAGCGGGCACAGUGCGUGAAGAAGGGUUGUCGGGAGAAGCAGGGCAAUCAUCGGUGCGACGAGGAGUGUAACACGUACGCGUGCGACUUCGAUGGCAACGAUUGCUCGCUCGGCAUCAACCCGUGGCUUAACUGUACCGCCAGCAUCAACUGCUGGGAGGUGUUCAUGGAUGGGUUCUGUAAUGAGGAGUGCAACAAUGCGGCCUGCCUGUUCGAUGGACGUGACUGCGAGAAGAAGCUGCAACCGUGCAAUCCGAUCUACGAUGCGUACUGUCAGAAGCAUUACGCGAACGGGUUCUGCGAUUACGGGUGUAACAAUGCGGAGUGUAACUGGGACGGGUUGGACUGCGAGAAUGAGAAGGAACCGGCCCAGCUGGCAGAAGGUGCCAUCUCGAUCAUACUGCUAAUGGAUGCGGCAACGUUCCGCGCGACUGCGAUCCAGUUCCUGCGCGAUCUCGGCCAUCAGCUGCGGACGACGGUACGGAUCAAGAAGAACGCGGCCGGCAUGGAGAUGAUCUACCCGUGGAAGGGUGGUACCGCGCUGCAGGGACUGUCGGACAGUGAGUUUGGCCGGAAGCAUCAUGUGGUGUACACGGAGACGCGCCAAAUCGGUAUCCAGGUGUAUCUGGAGCUGGACAACAGGAAGUGUAUCGGUAUGAGUGGUGCCGAAUGCUUCGGCACGGCGAACGAAGCGGCCGAGUUUCUGGCGGCCACGGCAUCGAAACACUCGCUCUCGAAGCAGUUCCCGAUCUUUCAGGUGAAGGGUGUCAAUCCGGACGAUGAUGGGUUGCCGGGCGCAACGAACGUCAACUACGUGCUGGGUGGAUUCUUUGGAUUGUUGUUCCUUGCGUUCUUCAUUGUGCUGGUCGUGAACAGGAAGCGUGCGCACGGUAUUACCUGGUUCCCGGAAGGAUUCUUUACCGCAAACACAAACGUACGACGACCGUCUCGGCGUCGCCCGGAUGGGCAGGAAAUGCGUAACCUCAACAAGAACCCGUCCAUGGUGGAUAUGGUGGUGGCGAAUGGAGUCGGUGGACACGGCAGUGGUGCUGGAGGUCACGGUAUGAUGGGCCACGGACAGCAGUGGUGCAACAGUGACGACGAGUCGGAGAUGCCGACGGCUCGCAAGCGUAUGCGUGCCAUCGAUCAGGGCUACUCGAGCGAUCACACCGCAAUUACGGACUACGAGGAAACGGAACCACGCGUCUGGGCACAGCAACACUUCGAGGCGGCAGACAUACGCGAUCACCCGGCGAUGAUGACACCGCCAACGCACCACGACGGUGAUGUGCGGGACGUGGAUGUACGGGGACCGUGUGGCAUGACUCCACUGAUGGUAGCGGCCGUGCGUGGUGGUGGGCUAGAUUCAGGCGAAGACAUCGAUUCGACGGACGACUCGGCGGCCCAGAUCAUCUCGGAGCUGGUCGCACAGGGUGCGGAACUGAACGCAACGAUGGACAAGACGGGCGAAACGUCACUCCAUCUGGCGGCACGGUAUGCGCGGGCCGAUGCAGCGAAACGGUUACUGGAUGCGGGUGCGGAAGCCAACAGUCAGGACAACACGGGACGUACACCACUGCACGCGGCAGUCGCUGCCGAUGCGAUGGGCGUGUUCCAGAUACUGUUGCGCAACCGGGCUACGAAUCUGAACGCACGGAUGCACGAUGGCACGACACCGUUAAUCCUGGCCGCACGACUCGCUAUCGAGGGCAUGGUCGAGGACCUGAUACAGGCGGACGCCGACAUCAAUGCGGCAGAUAACAGUGGCAAGACGGCACUGCACUGGGCGUCGGCUGUGAAUAAUGUGGACGCGGUGAACAUUCUGCUGUCGCACGGUGCGAACCGCGACGCGCAGGACGACAAGGACGAGACGCCACUGUUCCUCGCGGCCCGGGAAGGUUCGUUCGAGGCGUGCCGUGCGCUGCUCGACAACUUUGCCAACCGUGACAUCACCGACCACAUGGAUCGGCUACCGCGGGACGUUGCCAGCGAACGGCUCCAUCACGAUAUCGUGCGUCUGCUGGACGAGCAUGUGCCACGGUCGCCCCAGAUGGUCACCACGAUACCGUCCGGCAAUGGGGGCAGUGCGGCGAACGGUGCCGGUAACACCAUCAUGUCACCGACGCACGCCCACAUGAUCACGCACCCGACGAUAAUCGCGUCCGCCAAGCAGAGCAAACAGAAGAAACAACGCCAGCAGAAGAUGAAUGUUGGCGGUGUGGCAAGUUCGUCUGCAGCGGCGGCGGCAGCUGUUGCUGCCGCUGCACAGGCCGCAGUAGUGGCGGCGAACAUGGGCGGUGGUGGUGGUGGUGUGGCUGGGCUGACGCUCAACCAGAACCCGACCAGUCCGCAGGACGGUGGUGCCGAGCUGGUGGCGGGCAGCAUGCGACGAAAAGCUGUAGCCAAGAAGUCGGGCAAUAGUGCGGCGAACAAGAAAGCGACCAACAAUGGCGGGGGUGGUGGUGGAGGUGGUGCGGGCGGUGGUACACCCGGUCACGGGGGACUGACCGAUCUGGGACUGGCGGACGAUCAGCUCAGUUCGGUGGAGUCGCCGAUCGCUAACCUCAACAGCCCCUACGACUCGGUGAGUCUCUACUCGAACGCGAUGACCGUGCAUCAGCUGGACACGAUCAGCCCGAACGGUGCUAGUGCAGGAGGCGGCAAUGGUAUCAUGCCAAAGAAACCUCCAAGCUAUGAAGACUGCAUAAAGAGCGCACAAUCGAUGCAAUCACUGCACAACAUUCAGCUCGAUAACUACGGCUACUCGCUCGGGGGUAAUGUCACUGGCGGUGGAAAUCAGUUCUCCGAUCUGCUCAUGAGCCAGCAGCGAUCGCUGAACAGUGGGGGCGGCGGUGGAGGUGGCGGAGGAGUUGGAUCUCUCGCAUCGAACGGCAUGUGUCCGACAGGGAACAACCUCAUGCACACCGCCAUGCACACGAUGGGCGAGAGUGGACUUAGUCCGCCCUACUCCAACCAAUCACCUCCCCACUCGGUCCAGAGCAAUAUGGCGCUCUCGCCUCAAGGCUAUAUAGUGUCGCCUGAUCACAACGCCUUUGCAGGUUCUCCCUCGCCCGCCAAAACACGCCCCAGCCUGCCAACCUCACCGACGCACAUCCAGGCGAUGAGGCACGCGCAGCAGCAAAAGCACAACAUACAGAUGAUCUCCAGCGGCAACCUGCAACAGCAGCAGCAGCAGCAGCAGCAGCAGCAGCAGCAAGGUGGCAACAGCUUAGGCUGCAAUGGUGGAGGCCAACAGCAACAGCAGCUGGGCGGUGGGUUGAGUAGUAGCAACGGUGGUAACGGUGCCAACAACAAUCCCACAUCGAACAGUGCAAUGCUGGCCGGUCUGCAGAUGAACUUCGUGAACGGUUCCAGCGGGCUCGAGCUGGCUGGAUUCUGCAGUCCAACUGGUCAAGGAUCUCAAGCAUCGACCUCACAGAACACGACUGGCACGACCAGCACGGCGAUGACGGUAGCGUCGGCACAUCUGUCCCCGCUGAGCCAGCAACAGCAGCAGCAAGUGUUGGCGAUGGUUGCACAGCAGCAGGCACAGCUGAACAAUCAGCAGCAGCAAGCUCACCAUCAACUGCAACAGCAACAGCUGCAACAGCAGCAGCAACAGCAACAACAGCAGCAGCAACAACAGCAGCAGCAGCAGCAGCAACAGCAGCAACAACAGCAGCAGCCCCAACAGCAGCAACAAUCAUCCUUCUACCAAUAUUUGACACCACCGAGCCAGCACAGUGGCGGUGUGACGCCGCAGCAUCUCGUGCAGACGCUCGACAGCUACCCGACCCCAUCGCCGGAAUCGCCCGGCCACUGGUCAAGUUCCUCGCCGCAUUCCACGUCCGACUGGUCCGAGGGCGUACAGUCACCGGCCAACAACGUGUACGUCACGAGUGCGGCCGGCCACCAGGCGAACAAGGGUUCCGAAGCGAUCUACAUCUAAACCCCAGGGACGACGGGAAGGCACUGGAACGACGGUGCGCAGGACGCUCAGUGAGCACGCUCAGCCCGUGCUCCUCGCGCCUCACCAGUGCCCAAGCUUGUUAAUGAUGUACGACACUGUGUAUCGGAGUGGAUGAGGUAGACUCGCUUCAUCACACACUUGUUUAGAUUACGCUAUGUUAGCUGGUAGGCAACGCAAACAGAAGCAUAAUUUUUUUUUAUUAAAAAAAAAGACACAAGCACCUAGACUGUAAGGAAAAGAUACAUUAUAUUUUAUUAUCUUUAAAGCAAAACACAAACAAUCGUAAUGUUUAAGAUAUUUUUAAAAAAAAUCCAUACAAUUGGUGCGAAUGAGUGCGUGAUGGAUGCAUGAGAGAGGGAGAGAGAGGGAGGGGAGGGAGGGAGAAAAAGAGAAGCGAUAGCGAGAAAGUGAGUGUGUUUGCGUGUAUGUGUAUAGCGAAAAGAAAGUGGUGAAGAAAGUUCUAAAACUCGGCGCUGUAAUUGCAAAUAUCUGUUUUUAGUGCGUAGUGUAGCAAACGUGUUAGCCUGUAAGUAUAAGGUCCUAGGAGUAGGCAGUCGCUUCAAUAGAAUCAUAUCGUGUGAGAGAGAGAGAGAGCGGAAAGGAGAGAGCUGGAGAGGGAGAGAGAUGAAGAGUUUUAAAAAGACAGAUAAAGAGCAGCACAGUGGAGCAGCGGAAGCCUUAUUUAGCCCCUUUCGUUAAUUUUGAAUUUUAUUUUAAUCUUCCGUACGUGGCUGACAUUAGCGAUAUUCGUGUGCCGUAUAUAUUUGGCAGGUUGUGCACGCGCAUUUUUUUUUUAAAUCAAGAAACGAAAGUCCACGCGCGCCAGUCGACUGCGGAUUGCAUGGACCGGGCGGGCUUGGUUAGGAGCGGACAUAUCCACACACAGUCUUACAUCUCUGCUGAGUUCCGCCGGAAGCCCCAAAGACAGCGGGGCCUAUCAAUUGUACAUAGAUACUGUUUGUUAAUUGUUUGUAUAAGCUCUGUUGCAUUCUCUCGCUGUCUCUCUCACACACGCACACACAUACUCUCUUUUGGUGUCUCUCUCGUGCGCUUUCCUUAGAUCGCUUGAAGGCAAGGUUCUCAUGACCAGCUUCCGACAAAUUGGAAGGCAAUUUAUUUGAUGUUAUUGCAUAGUAAGGGUUCAAGUAAUAACUGUCAGAACACACACACACACCUUUUUACAACCGAUAUGGACAGUGGGUCGGGACUAAUCCGUAUUAAUCACUCAGCAAGUAUUCUGUAACGAAUGAGCGUUUAAGGUGUAUGCAAGCAUUUCUGUAAGCGAUCACAGAACCCGUUGACUUCUUUUUCCUCCCGUUUUAGUCUGGUGUGUUAAGCGCCUUCAAUCCGGCCGGAGAACUCUCUACUGUAGCAGUGUACGAUAGUAAAACCUUAGCAUUUUUUUUUACGCAUCGCCUCACCAUUCCGAGCUCGCGGUUGCUCGGAUGGAUAUCUUCUGAACCGCACAUCUUUAACAAUUUGUACUUCCUGCCCUUGCUCUGGUUAAUUUUUCAAAUUUUUUUUAGCGUAAUAAUUAUUACAAAAUAUUGAAUUAUUUUAAAAGAAAAAAGCGAGACAAACACGUAGCGUGUAAGUGUGUAGAAUUUUGAAUUUGUCGUAAUCUCUUAACAAAUGCAAAAACUCGCUGUUAGUAGUUGCUGCCUCGUUCGUUUAGUUUGCGAAUUUUUUAAAAAAAUAUACGUCCUCGCGUGUAUGUGUGUGUUCGGUGCAGAAGAAGUGCUGUACAAGGCUUCGGAUGUGUGUUGACAAGCCGUUGCCGUUGGCCACAUUCGACAGAUGGCUUGCGCGAAGGGCCUUCUCUUUUAACAUCCGGACCGCUGCACGUGGCCGGACUAGAUAAAUUACAGAUUAGUGAAUCGAACGCAUCGAACCACUGUAGACGCUCUGUUGCAUUUUAUUCAUAUAUUUCGCCGCAUCAUUCCUAGCAGUUAAGCACUCCCGUCGGGGUACGGUCGUUGCUGUGUUGUGCGUUCGCCGAGGCCACCAUCUGCGGUCGGUACACAUCGUAAUAGUAUUUAAAAAAAAAAUCGAUCUAACGUUAAUGUACGAAAAAACAUGUUAAGAAAGGCAAAACUUAAUGUCGGCAAAUUUUAGUUAAAAUUAAACAAAACAUACAAACACAACAACUACUAUCAUCAAAUCAACAUGCAGCACAAAACAAUGACAAAUAAGGUACUUGGGCGUCGGAAUGCACGCGACCGAUGUAGGUAAGACGCGAGGAGCAGGUUAAAUGCGCGAAAUAGAUGCAAGAAUUUUAAAUAAAAUAUCUUUUAAAAAAUUA
Molecule: messenger RNA, 11506 nt
Organism: Anopheles stephensi (Asian malaria mosquito)
Lineage: Eukaryota; Metazoa; Arthropoda; Insecta; Diptera; Culicidae
Gene: N
Product: neurogenic locus Notch protein
Exons: 12
Coding region: 859-9183 (2774 amino acids)
Biological process (GO): heterophilic cell-cell adhesion; Notch signaling pathway; cell differentiation
Cellular component (GO): protein-containing complex; plasma membrane
Molecular function (GO): protein binding; calcium ion binding
Source: RefSeq, a predicted model, not a curated record